Messenger RNA from Debaryomyces hansenii CBS767, 1170 nucleotides. RefSeq lists its product as uncharacterized. Gene Ontology annotation, biological process: positive regulation of mitochondrial translation. The coding region runs from base 1 to 1170 and encodes 389 amino acids. NCBI's taxonomy places the organism in Eukaryota, Fungi, Ascomycota, Pichiomycetes, Serinales, Debaryomycetaceae. The record is from RefSeq and is a predicted model, not a curated record. The transcript has a single exon.
AUGAUAAGUAGAUUGAUUCAAAGGCGGUGCCUCGGUGGAUGGAACCCAGGAACGGUGCAGAGGAUGACGCGGGUCCCAUUAUUGAGCGACACUCUUUGCAAACGGUACCUUUCCAAUGGGAAAGACAAGAAGGUCAAUAUGAGCACCAAGAAGCAGAAACCUUCGAUCAAGCAUUUAAGGCGGUCGAGCCCAAAUCUGCAACGGGAGACGGCGCAGUACAUAUUGUCGUUGUUGAAUAAAAACAACGAGCCAAAAAGCAUUGAGGUGUUGGAGAAAUAUCUAUCUCCGGUGACAUCGGUGACGGUUGGAGAAACAAUUGAUUUCGAAGUGGUUUUGAAUGAACUUAAUAGGCUCGAUUCCGACGGGAAUAGAAGAAACGAGUACUCGGUGUUGAUGCCAGAAGAGGUAAUUAACGUCAAGUACAAUGGAAAAGACUUAAUGAUAUUGACAAACGGAACAAUAGUUGGUUGGGGGUUGAGUGAGUCAGUUAUUGUGAAACAAAUCAUGCCGACGCUUCUUCCGGCUAUAUGUGAUAAAUGUGAACCCGAGAGUGAAGAGAUUGAUUGGGUGGAGCUUGAUUAUCUUCCUGAUAACUCGCCUAAUAAUGGCAAUUCGUACAUGCAAGGGGAUAUCAUGGUGAUACAGGGCACUAAUAAAGACAAAAUCUUGUUGGAUAAAGCGGCCUUUGCAAUAGGGUUAUCUCGGUCUACGCGGUUAUCUGUAUUGGAAAAUGCGUUGGAAAACCACAUCCAGCUAACUAGAGUUAACUCAGAAUAUUUAUCGGAGGGGAAACAAAUAAAAACGACAGAAUCGGAUGUCUUAAAACUAACGGGGAGAUUGUUCUUAUUGAGAGGUAAGUUGAACUUAUAUUCCGAGUUAAUUGAAACCCCAGAUUUGUACUGGACUGAACCUACCUUAGAGAGAAUUUACGAGUUGAUUUCACGUAAUCUAGACAUCUCCCCAAGAAUUUCUAUUUUGAAUAGAAAAUUAGAUUAUGCUACAGAAGAGCAAAGUGCGUUGUUAGCUGUGUUGAAUGAGAAGAAAAGCACCAGGUUGGAGUGGAUCAUCAUAAUUCUUAUUAUGGUCGAAGUUGGGUUUGAAACCUUCCACUUUUACGAAAGAUACUCAGAUAAAGCUAAUAAUAAAAAUAAUGAUAAACCUAAUGAGUGA